AACAAGUAACAUCUUAACGCCUUGAUCCGGAGCCGUGCGCCGGUGCGCUGUGUCGGAGAGGCCGCCCCGGGAACGGGAAAUAAAAAACAACCCAUCGCUUCCUCGCUCUUAUUAUUUAUCACAUCUGGACAUUUGUAACGGGAUAGAUGAUCGUUUUUGAACAGCCUUUACUCGGGAUAUCUGUGUUUUGAGGCAAACUACUUGACAGCGACCUACAACUCUCUGAAAGGACGCAGCGCCCAAACCUCCCCAAAGGAAAUAUUGUUAAAUAAGAAAAUGAGUUUCGGGGCGAGCUGGUGAACCAGCGGUGGACACGAGGCGAGAGGACCAGCAGCCGCUGUCAGGCCUCCCAGAGACUGCAGAGCCGUCGACCAAUCAUGAUGAGUGUAGAGGGUGACGACAAGCGAACCCGCACUCGGUCCAAGGGAAUCAGAGUUCCUAUUGAGCUCGUAGGACAGGAGCUGAGCUGCCCCACCCCUGGAUGCAAUGGCUCUGGCCAUAUCAGUGGGAGAUACUCACGACACAGAAGCAUUCUGGGUUGCCCCAUAGCCAGAAAGCGCCGUCUGGAGGAGGCAGAGGCCGAGCAGGAGCAGGAGCAAGAGCAGGACCAGGAGACAGAGCGUCCCGCCUCCAAGAGAAAGUCACACCCCCUGAAACUGGCCCUGGACGAGGGCUUCAGCGCAGAGAGCGACGCCAGCAGCGAGGCUGAGGGCGAGGGAGAGAAAGAUGGAGAGAAAACAGGAGAUGCAAAGGAGGUGGAGGAGGUGGAGGUGGAGGACAGGGAGGCAGCUGUAGAAGAGGAGAAAGAGGAGGGGACAGAGGACAUGACACAGGAUGCACAGAUGAACAGACAUGAGGAGGAGACACAGAUGGAGGAGGAGGAGGAGGGGAGGGAAGAAGAAGAGACAUAUCAGAGGGAGGAGAACACAUUUGUAGCCGAUGAAGAAGAGGAGUGCGUGAUCAUCGAGCCCGAGCUUGGAGCAGCGCCACCUGCAACCCAGGAGUGUCAGUCUCCCUCCCGGAGCGCUGAGGAGGUGGCUAACUCUCUCCUCCACCUCGGCAGAGUCUCCGACAGCAUUGCUCCGACUGUGGCCACCCAGACAUCUGUUGCUGUGGAGGCUGAGGAGGAUGUCACCGUGGCGGCUGAACAGGGUGAAGAAGUCGAGGACGAGCAGGAAGUGGACAUAAAGGAGGAAAAGGAGGAGGUGGCACACAGAGUUCAAGCACCGGAAGAGUCAUCUGUUCUGCAGAAGGAGGCAGCUGAAGUGGAGGAGGAGGAGGUAGAGGAGGAGCAAGAAGAAUGCCCAGACAGGAGCAACCACGUGAGCCAGGAGAACCACCAGUACUUAACCGAAGAUGUCCACCAUGAACAGAUCAAAGAUGAAGAGGAGGAAGAGGAGGAGGAGGAGGAGGAAGACAUGGCAGGGCCAGCACAGGAAAGGCAGAGCACUCCAGCAGAAGAAGAGGAGGAUGAGGAGAAAGAUGAAAAAGACCACAGGGAGGUGAACCACGUUCUGCCCAUUCCCGAUGUGCCAACUGCCAUCCGCACCAUCACCAGCACUGCAGCAGCUCAGGGAACACACAUCAAGGCUGAAGACCACAGGACCAGUCCCCUGGAGGACUACAACUCACACAGAGCCAGUCCUCUUGAAAACUACAAUACCAACAGAGCCAGUCCGCUUGACAUGUACGACUCUCACAAACCUAGCCCGCUUCAAAAUUACAAAACCAGCCCUCCUUUAAGCUCCAGCUCCCACAGGGCCAGUCCACUGGAGGACUACUUCCCCAACCUCAGAGGUGAGAACUAUAAAAUCCACAAAACUGCAUCCUCUGCCUCUCCCGAUAUCAUCGAGGUGCGGUCAGAUAGGUCGGAGGAGAGAGACUUUGAUGACAUUGACGGGGACGACGAGCGCGAUGACGAGGACAGCCUGUCACAGCGCUCCACGGUGACGGACGAGUCGGAGAUGUUCGACAUCACCCGAGGGAACCUGGGCCUGCUGGAGCAAGCCAUUGCCCUGAAGGCAGAGCAGGUGAAGCCGGCCGGGCCCAGAGAGCUGCUCCGAGCCCCAGAUAUCCACCACCAGCGAUACUUCACCAUGGAUGACAGGCCCAAGCACCUGGACGUCAUCCGCAAGAGCUACUUCAGCAAAGAGAGCAGCAGGCCAGAGAAGAGGGAGAUCAAGUGUCCCACCCCGGGGUGCGAUGGGACGGGUCACGUGACCGGUCUUUACCCCCACCACCGCAGCCUGUCAGGCUGUCCGCACAAGGACAGGAUCCCCCCGGAGAUUCUGGCCAUGCAUGAGAAUGUGCUGAAGUGUCCAACACCUGGCUGCACCGGUCAGGGCCAUGUUAACAGCAACCGUAACACACAUCGCAGUCUUUCUGGAUGCCCCAUUGCUGCAGCAGAGAAACUGUCCAAGAGCCACGACAAGCAGCAUCUCUCUCAGCCGGGCAGCGAGCACCUCAAAGGAAGCCCCAACGACAGAGUGCUCAGCCCUACCCAGACAUCCUCUCACUCUCCCUUUCCUCCUCACAGGCCCAUGUGCUUUGUGAAGCAGCUGGAGGUGCCCCAGUACGGCAGCUACCGGCCCAACAUGGCCCCUGCCACGCCUCGCGCCAACCUGGCCAAGGAGCUGGAGAAGUACUCCAAGGUGUCCUUCGAUUAUGCAAGCUUCGACGCUCAAGUGUUCGGGAAGCGCAUGCUUGCUCCAAAGAUGCCCACCAGCGAAACCUCACCCAAAGCCUUCAAAACUAAGCCCUCUUUCCCCAAGUCACCAUCACCCAGCCUCAGUCUCCACGGUUACGGGAAGAGCUCCUCCUUGGCCUACGACUACUCCCACGAUGCCGAGGCCGCUCACAUGGCCGCCACUGCCAUCCUGAACCUGUCCACGCGCUGCUGGGAGAAACCUGAGAACCUCAGCACCAAACCCCAAAACAAGGAAAUGGAAAUUGAAGUGGAUGAGAAUGGCACCCUGGACCUGAGCAUGAAGAAGCCCAUCAAACGAGAGGGCAGUCUGUCCGGCACCAGCCCCGGGGUCCGCUCCCCGGACCCUUCUUCCUCCUCCUCUUCCUCGCUCCAUCACGGUGGAAGCAGUGGGAUGACAUCACCAAACUUACACAGCUACAAGCAGGAGGAGUGGGAAGGACCUCUUGAUUACACCAAACCCAACCGCCAAAGGGAGGAGGAAAUGGACGAGAUGGAGCACACUGGCCAGUCGUUCGUCUCGUCUGACCAGGAGGACUGUGACAUGAUGCAGGACUGUUUGGAGGAGAGGAAGUACCCCGGAGAGGUUACGACCCCAAGCUUCAAGGUCAAGUUCCAGCCCAAGGAUACCAAGAAAGAGCUGCUCUCGUGCCCCACACCUGGCUGCGACGGCAGUGGUCACAUCACUGGAAACUAUGCGUCCCAUCGCAGUCUGUCUGGGUGUCCUCUCGCUGAUAAGAGCCUUCGGUCCCUCAUGGCGGCCCACACCCCUGAACUCAAAUGCCCCACUCCAGGAUGUGACGGCUCAGGUCACAUCACAGGAAACUAUGCCUCCCACAGAAGUAUCUCUGGGUGCCCGCGUGCCAAGAAAAGUGGAAUUAAAACUCCUACCAAGGACAACCAGGAGGACUCCGAGCUUUUAAAAUGCCCUGUGCCCGGCUGCGACAGUUUGGGUCACAUUAGUGGGAAGUACGCCACACACCGUAGCGCCUACGGGUGUCCACUGGCGGCACGUAGACAGAAGGAAGGACUCCUGAAUGGCACACCCUUCAAUUGGAAGGCCUUUAAGACAGAGGGGCCUACCUGUCCCACCCCAGGUUGUGACGGCUCCGGACAUGCCAACGGCAGUUUCCUCACACACCGCAGCCUCUCAGGAUGCCCCAGAGCCUUGUAUGCCAAGAAGAAGGCCAAGUUCCCCUCAGAGGACUACCUGAGCACCAAGUUCAGAGCCAGUGAUGUUUUGGACAACGAUGAGGACAUCAAGCAGCUCAACAAAGAGAUUAACGACCUCAAUGAAUCCAACAAUGAAAUGGAGGCUGACAUGGUCAACCUGCAGACUCAAAUCUCAUCCAUGGAGAUGAACCUCAAGAGCAUCGAGCAUGAGAACAAGAUGAUCGAGGAGCAGAACGAGGCACUGUUCAUGGAGCUGUCCGGUCUCAGCCGCGCUCUGAUCCGCAGCCUGGCUAAUAUACGCCUGCCACACAUGCAGGAGCCAAUCACAGAGCAGAACUUCGACAGCUAUGUGAGCACCCUGACCGACAUGUACACCAACAAGGACUGCUUCCAGAGCCCCGAGAACAAAGCUCUGCUGGAGAGCAUCAACAAAGCUGUGAAGGGCAUCAAAGUCUGAGGCUCAACACACACACACGCAGAAUGCAAACUGUCCUGAAGCGCAGGAGCGUGACGGAGGUGGAGAUGAAGGAGAGAUGUUGAAAUACUCUACAAUAUAUUGAAAUAUGAUUCAAACAACAAAAAGGGAAUUCAGGUUAUUUAAAUAAACGGCAACUUAAAAGAAACAAAAAAAAAUCAACCCAGGGAGCACUCUGUGAGAAGAAAAGUGACGCGGACCAAAAUCUACAACCAUGCUGCUGCUGGGAUUCGGAGCAGGAAACAGAUCCUUCAGUCAGAAUGGAUGGAGAAGAAGAAUAAUGUUACCCGAAACUGUAUCCGGGGGGUUUUAAUAUGCUGUAUGUUUACCUGUUGUCUCUUUUGUGUCCUUAACUGUUUUCGGAGGGUUUCACUGAUCAGUUUUUCACACUUCGUCAACUUGAGGAGCGUUGGAUUGCUUACAGGAGCUCAGCAACGUGAAGAGGAGGACGCCGCUGUCCUGUAGCGUACACUGUGGCGAGUGUGAAGCUCUCAUGACCACACACACAUACCCCGGCAAUAUGAAGCAUGGCACGACACUGCGUUUGUGUUUGCUUUACAGUAUUACUGCGGGGAAGAUGUCAACAGCGCAAUGUUGAUUCAGUUUAGGGGAAAAAAAAAAAUCUUCAAGCAAGGUCAUGAGAUGGAUCCAUGAACAGCGGAGGGUGUUUAUUUUUCACGGGACAGCUGAUAUCAUGAUUUCAUAAGCAGCAGAUCAUUUUUUUUAAACUGAAAUGAUAAUAGUAAUAGU
Molecule: messenger RNA, 5102 nt
Organism: Plectropomus leopardus (leopard coralgrouper)
Lineage: Eukaryota; Metazoa; Chordata; Actinopteri; Perciformes; Serranidae
Gene: myt1b
Product: myelin transcription factor 1b
Biological process (GO): regulation of transcription by RNA polymerase II
Cellular component (GO): nucleus
Molecular function (GO): RNA polymerase II cis-regulatory region sequence-specific DNA binding; DNA-binding transcription factor activity, RNA polymerase II-specific; zinc ion binding
Source: RefSeq, a predicted model, not a curated record